Vanessa atalanta (red admiral) is the source of this 1307-nucleotide messenger RNA. It is a transcript of the gene mRpL43, whose product is annotated as 39S ribosomal protein L43, mitochondrial. The transcript has 3 exons. Gene Ontology annotation, biological process: mitochondrial translation. Lineage: Eukaryota; Metazoa; Arthropoda; Insecta; Lepidoptera; Nymphalidae. The record is from RefSeq and is a predicted model, not a curated record. Gene Ontology annotation, cellular component: mitochondrial large ribosomal subunit. Gene Ontology annotation, molecular function: structural constituent of ribosome. The coding region runs from base 69 to 626 and encodes 185 amino acids.
UUGACUUAUCUAUCCGAUUCCUAACCUGAAAAUUAUAAAUAUUUAUUUUCAACAAUUUAUUACUGAAAAUGUCUAAUAAAAAUAUGUUUAUGAAAUCGGCGUUUGUCCGAGCACCUUUACAAAAUGGUGUUGGUCGCUACGUAUGCCAAUUGCAAAGAAUUGUUCUCAAAUUCUGUAAAAGUCACGGGGGCAGCCGCGGAAUUAGAGAUUUCAUCGAACAAGAUCUAGUCGAUUUUGCAAAACAAAACCCGAGUGUGGUCGUAUACCUAAAGCCUCGUAGACAUAGAGGGCCUGUUCUUGUUGCUGAAUAUUUGAAUGGGGACAGAGUUUGGAUGAAUGUGCAUAAUAAGACUCACUCGGAAAUCACAAAAUGGAUGGAAGUACUUCGUACCCAGCAAGGAGACGUUUCCGGAGCUCGUCUCAGAAAAUACCAACACACUGAUUACCCAUCUGUCCAGGGUCCCUGGACUCCAUUCACUUUUAAAGACCCAGAAAUCAAUGUAACAACAUUACCUGAUCCCAAAUUCGGUGCAAACAACAGAUUGUCCAUAUCUGCUACCGAAAAACUAAGACUUAUGUUCGAGAAGCAAGCAAUUAGCGAAAAGGAUGUUAAGACGGGAGAAUAGAUUAUUUAAUUAAUAUUAAUCUGAACAUUUUAUUUAUCACUUUUGUAUGAAAUAAUUAUAAGAAAAAUUAACGAAAUUUCAAUAAAAUGGACUUUUGUAAUGCAAAUGGUAUACAAACUUACGAUAAUAAACAAGUUUAACCAAGUUCCCACCAAAUAAGGUUCUCAAAACAUGACAGGUAGCAUUACAGCACCAAAUAUAUAAGAUGUUUGAAAACAAGUAGCAAUAAUAUUUCUCGAAAGACCCCGAUAGGCGAUAAAACCGCUGUAUAAUAAUACACCUUGCAUUUUAGAGCUUGAGAAUGACAAAUAUUUACACAGUAUGGUAUAUCUCCUGGUAAACCUCUGUAAUGGUAUUUAAUCAAAAGAGUUUUGUUUGCAAACCAAUAAAUUUGUUACAUUAUAUUACUGACGAGUUUUGCCAUUUGACUAUACUAACCAAUCUUCUUUGUGUCUUCAUCACUGAUGAAGAUAUUGGCAUGAAAGUAAUUGAAAGACUCACUCGUAGGGCCUCAUUUCUAUUUUAAAACCUCUUUAAUCUCUUGAAAAUUAUUCAUAUAAAAGUGAUAGUAUAAAACUACAAUUUGAGAGAAAAAAAAUCUGUAAUCAAUAUUGUAGUGUUUUAUCUGUAUUGUAAAUAAUAUUCUGUUGUUAAUAGUUGUAAUAUUAAAAAUUAGUUUAG